This is a messenger RNA of Formica exsecta, 5871 nucleotides long. RefSeq lists its product as uncharacterized. Gene Ontology annotation, biological process: regulation of transcription by RNA polymerase II. The transcript has 5 exons. Gene Ontology annotation, cellular component: nucleus. The record is from RefSeq and is a predicted model, not a curated record. The annotation marks the transcript as partial. NCBI's taxonomy places the organism in Eukaryota, Metazoa, Arthropoda, Insecta, Hymenoptera, Formicidae.
AUUAACUUUUUAUUUCUAGGAUUACACAUAUUUGACGUUGCGCCACAAUGGGCGCUAUCAAACAAUUUGCAGUGGGUUGAUCUGCAAGCAUUGGUAGCACAUAAUACUGUGCAGGAUAUAUAUGAUUUACAUAACAAAGGGAAAGAUAUCACGGAAGCUAGUAAUCUAAGUUCAAUACAUUCUACAAAGUUAUCACAAACGGCAGGACACAAUGAUAGGAUAGUGAAUUCUAAUGUACUAAUUAGUACGGUUAAUGAAUCAUUAUCCAGACAAACGAGAAAAUUGCAGAAGGAACAAAACGAUAGGCUGGAUAACUGCCAGAAGGAUUUUGGUGUAGAGACAGAACUUGAAUUAUUAGAUAUCAAUAAAACGACGAAAUCCAUAUAUUCGUUCACAAAAAAUCAAACCAAAAUUUUGCCUGAAUCGCGGAAAGAAAUUUAUUAUGAUACAGAUGUUAACUUUUUUAGUUGUGUGUCAAAGCAUUCAAUUAACACGCAAAAUAUUGCUGAACUGAAAAUUGCAUUGGACAAUAUUGAGCAUAAUAAAGAAAAAGAAGUUUGCCACUCUGGUAGCACCAUUUCUGUAAUCGAUAAUGAGCCACUUGAUUUAGUAAUAAGUUCGAAAGAAAGUACACAACGCAGCCAUAUUUAUAAUCAGACAGAAGAUCGAAUCUGUAAUUAUCCAUACUCAUCAGUUGGCGAUAAAGGGACACCUCUGGUGGAUGGUGCCAUUUUAAAACAGAUAGAUCAUUCCCCUAAUGUACAGAGUUAUAACGCAGAGUACAAGAAUAUAGAUUAUGGUUUAUUGAAACUUUCUGAUUUAGAUGAGUUGUCAUGUAAUUCAGGCAGAGAUAAAGAAUUGUUGAAAACCAUCAGUAAGUUGCGUACUAACAGUGAAAUAAAUGGAAAAACUGUAACAAACGAUUUGAAAGAAGAGAGAGCGCAUAUUUUGGACAAGUAUGUCACGCAUGUGUUAUCACCGCGCUUAAGUAGUGACAGUAAAGCAUCGUCUUGGACACAGUCGAAUGCCAAAUGUAACAAUAUCAAGAAAGAGUGCUGCACUAAGGAAGAGGCGCACAAGUCAGAAAAUACUGAUCUGGUGCAAUUGACUGCCUGCAUCCCAAAAUUAAGCAACUGGCCGUGUUUCGAAAUGUCAGGACAAUAUCCAGGUCAUAGCCGACCACCGGUUGGCACACCUCCACCGCAAACUGUCUGGAACCAUCUCACACAGGGACAAGCUCUCAAUAUUCAUCCAACUUUGUCUGGUGCCGCAUUGAGUACAGCUGGGUUCUACACACAUCCAUCUAUGGCGCGAGCGUCCCAUCUACCGACUCAACUUACUCCUCAACUCGCUCAUACGCAAGCACCGCCGACAUGGCACACGCCUACAGUCCCCUCGAAAAGUGUCAUGCCGACUAACACACCGGGCACUCCCUUGUUCAAUUUACAAAUGCUGGUGGACAAUCGGCCACCAAAUCAAAAUCAAUACAGAAAUUCGCCUGGCUCCCAGAGUACGCUAGAUCUUUCGUCCACGUCGGAGAUUCCAGAGAAUUAUUCUCGAAUAACUCAGGAUAUUCCCAUCAGUUUGACUGCAAGAAACGUGGACAAGGGCAGUCGAAACGGUAACAUAAUCUCACCGCCGAUACCGCUGAACGGGGAAACCUCGUCGGACAGCGGAAUCAGCUCGUCCGUACCAACACCGAACUCCGUCAGCGAACCGGUCUCACUAUCAACGAAAGAGGUUAUUACACCUAAAAUAACGGUGAAAAACUUUGAGAGCAAUCUAAAGGGAGUUGCGAAUCUUCACGAUAAGAUUAAGGAAAUAAAUGUAGAUAAUUUUUCGCAGAAAGUGAUAAAUUUGCCGCCUAGUGUGACGAUAGAAAGAGUGAUCGCGGACAAGAAGGAGCUCGAAACUCCUGUGAAACCUAAGGACACGCUGAGUGUUAUCGCGCAAGUGCCAAGGAAUGUCUUACCUGUUAUAGUCAAUCUCACGUCCAAAAUGGAAAAGGACGUCACGGAUAGUCCUAAAAGAGAAUCUUCCUCCGAGAGAGACAGGAAGCAUGACGAAACGAGCGUGAGAUCGCCUAAGAAUUUGCCGAAGAGAGGAAAAAAGGGUGUCGAUUCUCUGUUAGAGAAAUUAGAGGGUGGGAAUAAGAAGCUCGGGAGUACCGAGAAUAUCGGUUCAGUGAUUGUGAUGCCAAUAGAGGAGAAGGAUACGUCUAGUGUUAAAAGUAUGUCACCGGAGAGACAAAAGUCUAAAUCGCCGAAUCGUGAGGAUGAGGUCGUGUCGCCGGCUUUCAGCAAUGACGACUCAAACGACAAUACCAAGCAGCGAAGGAAAAGAAAACUUGAAAAACCUGUAAGAUUGAGUAAAGACUCGAAAACGGAAGUCGAAGAUAUGGAACUCGAGCCUACCGAACCUACGGAACCGAGAAUUAUCGAUUCGGUGUCGGAAGAGACGGCUAGCUCCGCACCAACGACUGACGUUAAGACCGAGGAACAGAUUGCUAGAGGAGCGGAAGAGAGAAUAUCGGACAAGACAAUGGCGGACGAGAAUGCGGAAGAAAUAUCGGAGGAGAAUCAGCCGAUUCGAAGGCGAAGAAGUAGCGAGGAUACUGCGAUUAGUAACUUGACGAAUCCGGCGAAUCAGAGGAUACGAAGAAAAUCCAGUGACGAUGCGUCAUCCGAGUUAUCCAAAGUGACGAGUCCGAAAAAUGCGAACAACACAACGACAUCGACAACAACGAAUGCCUUCGUUGAGGUCGAGUCAGAACUGGCAAAGAUGUUCGCCGGGAUCGUGGAAGCGGAUUCAGAUGUCAAAAAUGAAGAAUCAAAAGCGGAACUCGCGAGUGUGGAGAUUCAGGGCGAUAGCGACGCUGCGAAAAUCGAAGGUCUCGAAAAUAGUUUUCUGUCAGCGACAACGGAUUCUCAGAACGUUCAGAACAAUCCUAUUGACGUUUCCUCCACUGUGGAUACAAAGUUGUCGGGGAAGAGGGGUAAAAAGGGCAAGACGCAGGGCAAAAGGAAAAUAUCCAGGUCGUCGGAGAAUAUCUUCGGCACGACGAGUGAUUCUCUGCCGAAGGAGACGAAGAAGAGGCGGAUAUCCAAAGGUUCGAAGAAACAGGACCAGGCUUCGAAGAAGGCAAAGAAAAACACCAAAGUCGACGGCCUCAGAGAGAUGGCGUACGAUUCCGGUUCGAACGCGAGUUCCAUCAGAUCGCGAGGCCCGGUGGUCCAUGUGGAAGGUCCUAGAGACAGUCCGUUGAGUAUCCAAGUGGUCAAUGCACCGCGGGAAGAAGAGGAGGAGAAAACUAAGGAGAAACGGAAAAGUGUCGGCAACGGAAACGGAGGCCGAAGUAAGAGGCUUAGUCAUCAGAACGAUUUAGAUUAUAGAGGUAAAGUUAGUAAGGCAGGUCUCUUCAGCUCAACCUUGUCGUCGCGGUACGAUGCGCACACCACGGAUUCGACCUGGGUCUGUGUAUUCUGCAAGCAAGGUCCCCAUUCUGUUAUACCCGGAGAUCCGUCCAGGCCACAUCCGAAUCUGGCCGGACCACACAUUGCAACAGGAACAUACACAGUUCCAGCAGGCGUGUUAAGCGACUUAUUUGGACCAUACUUGAUCGGCAAGGAACGGUUGGAGGAUGGUAUUUUAUCGGCCGAUGAACAAGAGAUUACGACGGAACAAAAGAAAGGCGGUAAGAAUAAGAGGAGCUUGAGGUACGCGGGUCUGGCGGAUCAAUUCUCCGCAAAGAUGGGCAAGAAGAAACGUAAUUCUAUUGAAAGUAAUACAAACGCUAUCUUCACCGGUAUGACUCUCCUCCCUGGUGGAGAAGAGCAACGAUGGGAAGUAUGGCUUCACGAACAAUGUGCGGUAUGGGCAGCUGGAGUUUAUAUGGCAGGCGGCAGAGUGACAGGAUUGCAAGAAGCGGUAUGGGAUGCCGCCAAGUCAAUAUGCGACUCCUGCGGCUUGACGGGUGCGAACAUUGGUUGUGUGAAACGAGGUUGCAAGGCUGUUACGCAUUAUCCAUGCGCAUUGACGAAAGGUUGGCAUCUCGACACAAAUCAGUACAUACCUAAGUGUAAUCUUCAUCGAGUUACGUGAAACUCCGGUGAGUCUGUGAACAUAGGCUAAUGUGAAAAUUAGGUCGUAUUCACAUUAUAUCACAUUGAAAACCGGCUUUAAUUAGAUGCACCGACUAAAGGGCAAUAAUGUAAGAGACUAAGUAUAUAAAUCCGUUUUUAUGACUGAAGAUAGCCUUACUAGUUAGUAAGGUAUAUUCUAGUUGACAAAGCGCAGGAGCAAAACAUCUUCAUGAUACAAUCACUUGAUGUGUAAUAAAGUUACAAGGUUGAUUGGAAUAUAAUAACAGAUGCGGAAAAGAAUGAUAUAAUUGAUGUAACUAUAAAUAGAUAAAAUCUAACAAAUGGUUGAUUCGAUAUUCUAUCUCCUUUAAUAGAUAUAAAUUUAUCUUGUUUAAUGAAAUAAAUGUGAGAUGUUUUGAAAUUACGCUUUGUAUCAUUCAACUUGUAAGUGUGUAUCUGGAGCGUGAAAGUAUAAAUGUGAAAGCAGUUAUACUAAUUUCCAGACAUCAAGUGUAGAAUCAAUAUGCUCGAGAAAAAUACUUUCCAAUGUACAAGAUGUUUAAACAACAACGCUAUUAACUGUCUGAGAAUUAAAAAAAAAAAAAAAAAGAAAGAAAGAAAAAAGAAAAAAUAAAUGACGAACGAAAGUGAAGAAAUAGAAACUCUUCUCAAUUAUUGAAUUUAACUGAUUUUCUUGGCCUGUGGCCUUGAACAGUGGCCUUUUCGACUUAAUAUAAAAAAAGCAAGAUUUUUUUAAUUUUGAAUCUGUAGAAUAGACGGAUCACUAUCGAGGAAUAAUGAUAAUCAAAAAGGAAGGCGUUUGCUUUUUUAUUCACAUUUACGAAAAAAACAUUACAAAUUUUCUUAAUAACAUCAUGUACGCAGGAAUACAUAAAUAGGGCAUAUUGUACUGAAUGUUAUCGAAUUCAAAAUUUGUAAAAUGUGGCAGCCAUCAAAAUUGGAUAUGUUUAAAUGCAGUAAGAUGAGUAAGUUCAAGUAACAUAUAAGUGAAAAUUGAAUAUCCUCUGUGUUUUUUUUUUCACGAAGCUCGAGCAUGUAAGACAAGUGUUCUCUAGUGGAUGUAAAAAAAGAAAAACUUUGUAUAUAUAAAAAAAAUAAAGAAAUUAUACAUAUUAUUGAAACAUUAUGAUUCAAGAUUUUACUAGGGGUUUAAAAAUUUUUUAUUUAUUAUUCUCAUGAGAAUACAUGCAUGUGUUUCAUAAUAGAAUUGUUGUGUGUAAUUAAUGUAUUUUAUUUUCUUUUGUUUGUGUGUCUACAUGAAUUAUUAUCUAUACAUGUGACUGUCCAUGUAAAGUUCAAUCAUUUUUUGUUACAUUUUUAUUGAUAUUUUUUUGUAAAGAUGCUUUAUCACGCAGAUUUUAAUUUUUGCAUGUUAUAAAUCGACAAUUUCUUGAAGAAAAAUAUUUUUAUGCUUGGAUAGAACUAAAUGAUUAAGAUGAGAACACUUGUAAAACUUUAUUAUCUCUGUAAUUCUAAUGUAAUAAGAAAGAACAAAGACCAUACGUCUCAUUGCAUUCAAUGGUACGUUUUGUACAUCGUCAUACUCACUGUCAUUUUACUAAUGCAUCUGUAUGGUCGUAAAACCAAUGAUUCAAAUCCAACGUUCUACAUGUAUGAUUUACUGUUAGUGAUUAAAUUGACAGCUAUAUGUAUUAUUACGUUUUUUCAUAUUAAUAUUGUGGUCAUCUUUGCUGUCAUUGUUGUUGUCAUCAUCGUUUCCAUUGUACUUUAUCAGAGCGUGAGAGAGACAAGUUUUUGCUAUGAUAAA